Messenger RNA from Drosophila ficusphila, 1260 nucleotides. Its product is annotated as aminoacylase-1B-like. The transcript has 6 exons. Gene Ontology annotation, cellular component: cytoplasm. Gene Ontology annotation, molecular function: aminoacylase activity. NCBI's taxonomy places the organism in Eukaryota, Metazoa, Arthropoda, Insecta, Diptera, Drosophilidae. Gene Ontology annotation, biological process: amino acid metabolic process. The coding region runs from base 3 to 1214 and encodes 403 amino acids. The record is from RefSeq and is a predicted model, not a curated record.
CAAUGGCCGCCACGAAGUGGGAAUCCAAUAAGGAGAUUGAGUACUUUAGGGAGUAUCUUCGGAUUCCAAGUGUGCAUCCCGAUCCGGACUAUGAGCCUUGUGUUGACUUUCUAAAGCGUCAAGCAAAAGAUUUGGAUUUACCUAUACAAGUUAUCUAUCCUUUCAACGAACAAAAUCCUGUGGUGGUUUUGACAUGGGAGGGCCUUCAACCCGAAUUGCCCAGCAUCCUACUGAAUUCUCACAUGGACGUGGUUCCUGUUUUCCCGGAAAACUGGACCCAUCCACCGUUUGGGGCAGAGAUCGAUGAGGAUGGUCGAAUUUUCGCCAGAGGCACUCAGGACAUGAAAUGUGUGGGAGUGCAGUAUUUGGCAGCCAUCAGGGCCUUAAAAGCAAGCGGAUUGAGGUUUAAAAGAACCAUUCAUAUUUCCUUCGUGCCAGAUGAAGAACUAGGGGGCCGUAAAGGAAUGUUACACUUUGUUUCCAGCAAGGAAUUUAAGUCGCUUAACAUUGGAUUUUCUCUGGACGAGGGAAUCGCCUCUCCAACUUCUGAGUUUCCAGUUUUCUAUGCCGAACGAACCGUGAAACGUGUAAUAUUUAAAAUCAGUGGCUCAGCAGGACAUGGCCUGCUUUUAAUGCCAAACACUGCAGGCGAGAAAUUGAGCUACAUAACCCGAAAGAUGAUGGAGUUCCGGGAGGGACAAGUUAAACGGUUAAAAAAUAACCCAGAACUACAGAUCGGCGACGUGACCACCAUUAACUUGACCACUGUGGAUGGCGGAGUUCAGAGCAAUGUGGUGCCUCCUUUGCUGACCGCCUGUUUCGAUGUUAGAUUGUCUCAUAACAUAAAUGUUAUAGAAUUCGAGGCUCAAUUGGCCAAAUGGUGCGAAGAGGCUGGUGGAGAUAUCGAGCUUGAUUUCGGUUUAAUAAGAAGGAAAGAUCACACUCCACCCACAGUGACCAAUGAUUCAAAUCCAUUUUGGGUGGCUUUCAAAAGUGCCACAGAUGAACUGGGUCUUUCAACCAAACUUCAAGUGUUUCCCGGAGGCACUGACAGUCGUUAUCUACGAAAUGAGGGCAUUCCAGCUUUGGGAUUUUCUCCAAUUAAUAAUACUCCAGUGCUUCUGCACGACCAUGAUGAAUUUCUCCAUGCAGAGACCUACUUAAAAGGUGUGGAGAUAUACAAAAAAAUUAUUGGCAAUUUAGCCAACGUUUAAAGUUUAUAUUUGAAAAAUCGUUAACUAAAUAAAUGUUAUAUUUUGU